Molecule: messenger RNA, 160 nt
Organism: Aaosphaeria arxii CBS 175.79
Lineage: Eukaryota; Fungi; Ascomycota; Dothideomycetes; Pleosporales
Exons: 1
Source: RefSeq, a predicted model, not a curated record
AUGGCAAUAUCACGGCGCGUACCAUCCAACCCAUGCAUCGAAUAUAGUACCUUUCACAUGCUCCAACUACACAAUCCUGACAUCUCCCCUCCAAAUGAACAAACCGCCCGAAGCGCAUACGAAUACAAGAGACCUCCCGAGUUCAUCCCAAGAGACUUAG